Messenger RNA from Orbicella faveolata, 4759 nucleotides. RefSeq lists its product as uncharacterized. The record is from RefSeq and is a predicted model, not a curated record. NCBI's taxonomy places the organism in Eukaryota, Metazoa, Cnidaria, Anthozoa, Scleractinia, Merulinidae.
UACUGAAAAUGGUAAUGAAACCCCUGCUGUACUGGUAUUCUGAUGUGUUUCAUUCUUUUCUCCAGUUAUUCACAGAAAUAUAGACAAGGUACACGUAUAGUGUAGAGGGCAAUUUCUAUGCGGCAGAUGAAAUUCCAGCACAGAGUCAAGGAUGAAUCCACAGUUCUGCUCACCAUUACCUUUGAGACCCAGUUUUGUCCCUGUUGUUGUGAGACCAACUGUUCCAGUACUGUACACAUCCAUCACACAAGAUCAAUCACCUCCUGUUCAUGGAAUCCCCUUGUUUCCUUUUAGUCUGACACCUGAGGCUAGCUUUAAUGGUCAAACAACAAUUGGUGUGGACCACAGUAAAGGAAAAGUUAAACAAGGGGAUGCUCUUGAAGACUUUAAAAAGAAUGCAGAGCGAAACGGAAUAACAGUUUGUGCGCCAGGUUCGAAGGAUCAAACAGAGAGCACCAGUUUAUCUAGUUCAAGGACACCUCCGCCAGACAAUUCAAACAUUGGACAUUCAAAUAAAGAUCACAAUUUGACAUCACUUUCUAGAUCACCACAAUGGCAUGGGGAAACAAGGGAAGGUAUUUUACAUUCCUCAGUGGGAAAUUAUUAUAACGUGCUUAGUAAUGAGAAACAUGCAACUGAGGGACAAGGAUUUAGUGCUCCAUCUCAAUUUCUGUCUGAAAGUAAAAACAAUUCCAAGUCACGUGCUUCUGACAAACUUAGCCUUUUUAAAAGCAAGGCGGCAGUGAGUGGUAUUAAAGUUGAAGAGGACACGGAUUUAGUGGUAGAUCAAGAAGUACAGAGCAAUAUAACCCAUACAGUGGUAGGUGAGGAAGAAGAACCUAAACGGGCAGUAGAAAGUCUUGCUCAGAUCCCUGAAACAGCAACGAAAAUGACUGAUUUAGCGGUGACAAAUGAAGACGGUGUUAAUAACUUCGAGCAUGCACUUGAACUUGAUUCUGAGGUGAUACAUUUGAGAACUGAAGAAGAUGGAAAUGUAGAGAUUAAGUCCGAAGGAGAAACAUGUGUUUGUGAGAAAAGUGAAAGCACAUCAAAAGUUGAAAACCAGCAAGAGUCGGCAUGUACAACUGGAAUGAUACAGGAAGGUAAAGAGUAUGACAACGUUACUACAUCAGAGAACACACUCAACGUUGAACAUGUUGCAAUUUCUAUGAAGGAAGAUGCACAGAUUGCAGCAUUUGAAGAAAUUGCACGCCAAAUAGGGAUCAAAGUUGGCAGUGUUCCAAAACGCAGCAUUUCCUCUGUUACCAGCCCCGGUGUACAUAGAGUUGAAACAGCGGCAGUCGUUGAAGCAGAUGGCUUAGAUGCCUGUACUGAGCAAGAUGCACAGAUUUCAAGAUUUGAGGAACUGGCUUGGCUAAAUGGGAUCAAAGUAGGCAAGAAAAAAACUGACAGGCUUUCAGCGUCUUGCUCUGAAAGUUCUGACUCUGUUGCGCCAGAGAAUAUACAAGAAAAUGAUUUCUGUACAGGCACAAAUUUAUUGGAGGAAGAUCCACAAAUUGCCAGAUUUCAAGAAAGUGCAUGGCUUAGAGGCAUCAAAGUUAGUGGUAAAUUAUCCAAUGCUUCAUCUUCGUCAUCUCUUUCACCUGCUACCAGUGAUGACUAUUUAAUAUAUCAUCCAAGUGAUGAAAUCCGUGAAGUAGCAGCGCAAACAAAAGGGAACACCUUUGAGGAGCUGGCCAGGAGAAAUGGCAUCAAAAUUGGUAAACCAGUAGUUCCAACUGAGACGUUUAACAUAGCAGGAGUUUCAGCUGACUAUUCUCAUGGUCGACUGCAUGGCAAUACAGCUUCCUCUGUGGAGUCUAUGGAAAGAGCUUCCAUUGUUUUCAAUCAUGCUAGUACUCAAACUGAGGUCAUAACAGUUGAUUGUCACAGUCAAACAUGCGAAAAAGAUCAUGGCUUUCUUAAGCAAUCCACACAGGUGCAAGUUGAUGCUUUCAGAGAAGCUUUUGCAGAGGAGUUCAUGAUGUGGAAACUUGAUGAGAGUGCUGCAGGAGAUGAUGUGGAGUUAUGCUAUAAAGACUUGUACUUUAAGGAAAAGAAAGCCGUCGAUGAACUUAGUGAAAGUCUACAGAAUGAGAAGGACGUGUCAGCCAAUACAAAACAUAACCACAAAAGAGUUAUGGAGCAGCUAAAAGAGGAGCUCAACUGCAAGACAGAGGAAAUUGAGAAACUGAAGAAAGACCUCAAGACACUGAAGAAACAAAAAGAAUCUGAAGCAAAGAGAAUAAUGAAGGAACUGAAGUCUAAAGAGGAAGAACUGGAAUCAUGCAAGGGAACCAUACAAAUAAAGGAAGUUGCCAUCGAAAGCCUAAACUCUAUUAUGAAAGAGCAAAGAGAAAAGCUGCAAUUUGUAAGCGACCAGCUGCAGGAAAUGAAAACUGCACUCUUGCAAGCUAAUAAGGAUGCAAAGUGUAAAACUUGCAUGAACAGACUUAUAGAGAACAGAGGCUCUGAGGAAAUUAAUCAAGAGGAAGAGAGUGGUAGUGGAUGGACAGUUUACACAAGACGAAAAUCAAAAAGUCCUCCAUUCAAACCAACGCAGGUAGAAAAAGCACAGGGCAGACCACCUGGGAGUGUAAAUGAACUGUGUGAUAUUGAAUUAAGUAGUGUUCCAUGUUUAAACAGACAAUUCACUGACAAUCCUUGUUCGAGGGACAAAUUUAAUACCUUGCAUUCACAAGAAGAUGGAGAGUCCCGAGAGGAUGGCGGUACUAAGAAUAGCGCUGACUGCCCAACCACAGCCUCAGCACUGCAAGGAGAUAUAUCGAGAACUUCACCGCUGGCUUGCUCUUAUUCAACAUUACAGUCAGCAGAAACCUCGUGUAGUCCACCAGGGAACGACGUUCUUUCGCCACCUCUGUCUUCGAAAGUAGGAGAAAAGUUACAAGCCUCGACUAUUUCCCAGUCACCUCCAGCCGAGGAGCGACCCUCAGUACAGAACUCGUCAGCCUUCAGUGAUGACAACCCUUUACCUCACAAUGAUCAACACAUUGCUUCGAAAGCACCAAAUGGUGACGCACCUGUUUCAACGAAUACAACUGUGUCAGCCUCCACUUGUCAACAGCCACUAAAUGCGUUCUUCCCUGCUCCACAUUUUGCAUUUCAAAGAAUUCCCACCGAGGUUAUUUCUCAAUAUCUGUCCAGCCUUGUGGUACAACCCAAUAUUCCGUCAGAUAAUAGGGUACGAACUGGUUCGGCACUGCUCCGUCGUCCCCCUGGUCUGAACACAGAGCCUGUUCCAGAUGAGGAACCUGAGCAACCCUCCCCUUCCUGUUCUCCUCCAGCACGUGGCAAGUCUACUUAUGACAAGUUGAUGGAUGCGCUUCAUAAGAGGUUUCCAAACAAGUCCAGACAGGAACUUGUCCUUGAUCUGAAAAAGGCAAAGGCAUCCACUGGAGCAGCAGGGUUCAAAGGCAAGCAGAUUGCUGAUGUCGUCAAGUGUGUUGAGAAGGUAGUUAAGGAUAAACAGGAGUCAGAGGUUGACAAUCAAACAGUCUUUCAUCCAAGCUCUUCAUAAAACGUUGCUCGCUCGCUGAUGUUCUAACUGUGAAAUUUACGAACAUCGCGAACGCGAAAAGUCUUGAUUCAGCGAGAGACGACAUCAUACUCUAUUUGGCUUCAGUCGCUACUCAGGGAAACACAAAAAACACAAUGGCUUCAGUUGGUUUUGUUUUUAACGGAAGAAGAAUAUCGUUCAUGUUUGUUCCUGUUCGUAUUAAUUUAUGCUGUUUUGUGUGAUGGAAGAUGAAACUUACCCCACUCCAUCCUGGAAUGAUCUGCAAGGAUUCAAGGAUUUCUGGGCCCGCAGGUUGCAGGACAGAGACGUUCCUAAGCAACGUAACACAUUCUCGCGGCCCCAUGCUGACUUAGAAACGUGCUCUUAUCGUUCUAUGAUGGGAGAAUAAUAAUGAUUGGAGACCCUUCGCGUGUUUCCUUCACGUGGAUUAACCGAUAACAGCACCAUCAUGUUGUGUUCGAAUGUGUAGCAGGGUUUGAUUCCUUCCAUCACGUAAAGAAGAGUAUAGAAAGGAAACAGACACUACCCCAUCUUUGCAGUGCUGACCACAUAUGAUACGAAUAGUUUGUUGUGUUCACGAUGCGUUGUAAACAUUGAUAAGUGCAGUAAUUUCGGAAAUUACGAAUACGUUUUUUAACGAUUAGUGUUUCAGUGUCUUUGCUCAAAAGUAAAGAAAUCUCCCUUCCCUUUCUGCCUGUCUACCUGCCUCCCCCGGCUGUUAUUAAAUUUGUGUAGCCGGGUUACCGGAAAGCCCCUGAAAAACGUACAGCUAUGAUCAGAAAAAAGUAGUAUAGAAACAGUACGCUCAUGCUGUUUUCGCGUGUUUUUAAAAGAUGUACUUGAAGAUGAUUCUUAAUUAUCUAGGGGUUACCAUUUAUAAUUUAGUAUCCGGUUGUUGUUUUCCUAUGAAAAGAUUAGCCAAUGGUACGAAAUUUCGUACGUUCCGUUCCAAGCGAGAAAUUACUGUUCCAAUUGACGUUCAAGCGAAAUUUCCAAGUUUUUUAGCUUGGUGUUGGGCACCCUUAAUUGGAUUUGAUAUGUUUGUUUUGGUAGCAAAUUCUUCAAAGAAUACUUUUCACGCAGGUCUUGUAGAGAGUACAUAAAUAUUUACGCCUAUUUAACUUGUUCUUUAUGAUCUGUAUGCUCGAAGGACGAUUUGACUGCAUGUAUGCCAUUUUUCCCCCUUUUUCAUCGGUACAGUCUUCUUAUGUCUAUUCGUUA